UGACGUUUCUUUCAGGCAGAACAAUUUUAAGGAAGCACUACCUCGAUAGUGGGGAAGGGAAAGUGGAUGCGGACUGUGGUGCUAUAACCAGCACUCAAUCUCCUUCAACACAUUGAACCAGCUCUCCGGCACUGAAAAAAGAUAACCAUAUAAUUGCGUCCACAUAUUGACAUCUUCUGAAAUCAAAUGGCGUCCCCAAAACUUGUCACUGUUUUUGGUGCUACAGGCAACCAAGGCGGAUCUGUUGUCCGAUCGCUUCUUCGCAAUAGUGCGGCAUUCCGUGUCCGAGGAAUCACUCGUAACCCGACCUCCCCUAAGGCCAAGGAAUUGGUUAGGGCUGGCGUUGAGGUUGUUGGCGCAGAUGGAUUUAAGAAGGAGGAGUUAGUGAAAGCAUUCAAAGAUAGCUGGGCAAUAUUCGCUAAUACGAAUUCCGACGAUUCGGUGAGAGCUGCGCGGAAUCCAAUGGUCCAUUCAAAUUGAGGGUAUGGUAACAAUUAAAUCACUAGGCUUUUGAUGAUCCAAACGGUCCUACGGAAUUGGACCUUGGUCGCGUCAUUGUCGAUGCUGCAAAUGAGGUUGGCGUGGAACAUUUCGUGUACAGCUCCGCAGGCCAUAUCUAUGAAAUCACUAAAGGGGCUGUCAAAUUGGAUAUGAUGGACUGCAAAAAUAAAAUCGAACAGCUUGCUCGAAAUAGCCCCAAUAUCAAAAGUGUAACAGCUGUGUGCGCGGGCUGGUACUUCGAAAACUUUAUGUCCCCGUUCAUUGCAGAGGUGUUCGGCGGAUUCGCCCUUGAGACGGACUCUGAAAGUUAUGUCACUCUCUCGCAGCCUUUGGUUGGUGGCCCGGGCUUGGUUCCAUUUAUUUCAAUCGAGGAAGACUUCGGAGAUCUUGUCCACGGUGUUCUGCUGGACCCAGAAACCUGGGGCGGAAAAACCAUCCAAGGAAUUAGUCACUUAGCCACCUUUCCCGAGAUCACUGAGUCUUUCACCAAAGGUAUGGUUCUGUCCGUGAUAAUGAAAUCAUGUGGUACAUAGAUGCUAAUCAGAACCUCCUGAUUUCGGGUUUGCUUAGUUACGGGCAAAAAAUCCCGCUACGUUCCCAUAGAAACCGAACAAUUCCCUACCAUGGGCGGCAUUAGGGCACUCGAAAGUAUUAGGGACAUGUAUGUAUUUACACAAUGGGCUGGUGGUCGAUAUUUCGCGAAUAUGGAGUUUGAUGUUGAGCAGGCGAAGGCCCUUAAAAAAUCAGUUCAAGACGUGGUUGCUGCAGGAGAUCCCAAGCCAUUAAUGAGCUCUGAACAAUUUUUUGCUAAGAUGUUCAGCGGAGACAAACCUGAGUAAAUGUAUCAGUCGGUUAUUAGUUUGUUUGUUGCGAAGACACCAUAAAUUCGAGGAUUUGGAUU
Histoplasma capsulatum G186AR is the source of this 1402-nucleotide messenger RNA. RefSeq lists its product as uncharacterized. Lineage: Eukaryota; Fungi; Ascomycota; Eurotiomycetes; Onygenales; Ajellomycetaceae. The record is from RefSeq and is a predicted model, not a curated record. The coding region runs from base 651 to 1034 and encodes 127 amino acids. The transcript has 3 exons.